AUGGUGGCAAUUACCGAUAUUACACAUACGAUAUUCGGCACCACUGGACCAGAGGCGGAGGCGCGACUAAUGGAGGAGAAUACAGAGGAAGAAGUGGUGGAGGCCAUUGUACAGUUCAGCAGAGCGGAGGUCAGCGUGGUCGCUUCCCCGUAUCGCCGCCUCCCCGUCUCGCCGCCUCCACGUAUCGCCGCCUCCACGUAUCGCCGCCUCCACGUAUCGCCGCCUCCACGUAUCGCCGCCUCCACGUAUCGCCGCCUCCCCUUCUCGCCACCUCCACGUGUCGCCGCCUCCCCGUCUCGCCGCCUCCACGUAUCGCCGCCUCCACGCCUCGCCGCCUCCACGCCUCGCCGCCUCCACGUAUCGCCGCCUCCACGUAUCGCCGCCUCCACGUAUCGCCGCCUCCUCGUAUCGCCGCCUCCCCGUCUCGCCACCUCCACGUAUCGCCGCCUCCACGUGUCGCCGCCUCCACGUAUCGCCGCCUCCACGUAUCGCCGCCUCCACGUAUCGCCGCCUCCCCGUCUCACCGCCUCCACGUAUCGCCGCCUCCACGUAUCGCCGCCUCCACGUAUCGCCGCCUCCCCGUCUCACCGCCUCCACGUUUCGCCGCCUCCACGUAUCGCCGCCUCCACGUAUCUCCACCUCCACGUAUCGCCGCCUCCACGUAUCUCCACCUCCACGUAUCGCCACCUCCACGUGUCGCCGCCUCCCCGUCUCGCCGCCUCCACGUAUCGCCACCUCCACGCCUCGCCGCCUCCACGCCUCGCCGCCUCCACGUACCGCCGCCUCCACGUAUCGCCGCCUCCACGUAUCGCCGCCUCCUCGUAUCGCCGCCUCCCCGUCUCGCCGCCUCCACGCUCCACGUUUCGCCGCCUCAACGUAUCGCCGCCUCCACGUAUCGCCGCCUCCACGUAUCGCCGCCUCCCCGUCUCACCGCCUCCACGUAUCGCCGCCUCCUCGUAUCGCCGCCCCCACGUAUCAUCGCCCCCACGUAUCGUCGCCCCCACGUAUCGUCGCCAUCGUCGCCUCCACGUAUCGCCGCCUCCACGUAUCGCCGCCUCCACGUAUCGCCGCCUCCACGUAUCGCCGCCUCCACGUAUCGCCGCCUCCACGUAUCGCCGCCUCCCCGUCUCGCCGCCUCCCCGUCUCGCCGCCUCCCCGUCUCGCCGCCUCCCCGUCUCGCCGCCUCCACGUAUCGCCGCCUCCUCGUAUCGCCGCCUCCUCGUAUCGCCGCCUCCUCGUAUCGCCGCCUCCUCGUAUCGCCGCCCCCACGUAUCGCCGCCCCCACGUAUCGCCGCCUCCACGUAUCGCCGCCUCCACGUAUCGCCGCCUCCACGUAUCGCCGCCUCCACGUAUCGCCGCCUCCACGAAGGUGUGGGGAGGGGAGGAAGCAAGCUCCACCUACUUGAGCCCAACACAUUGGCAGCUUCAGGGACAGUGGUAGUGCAGGAGGAACAAGUUGCACUUUCAUGA
This is a messenger RNA of Schistocerca gregaria, 1470 nucleotides long. RefSeq lists its product as uncharacterized. Bases 1 to 1470 code for a protein of 489 amino acids. The transcript has 3 exons. The record is from RefSeq and is a predicted model, not a curated record. NCBI's taxonomy places the organism in Eukaryota, Metazoa, Arthropoda, Insecta, Orthoptera, Acrididae.